This is a messenger RNA of Acanthamoeba castellanii str. Neff, 378 nucleotides long. Its product is annotated as SH3 domain containing protein. Gene Ontology annotation, molecular function: protein binding. Bases 1 to 378 code for a protein of 125 amino acids. The record is from RefSeq and is a predicted model, not a curated record. NCBI's taxonomy places the organism in Eukaryota, Discosea, Longamoebia, Acanthamoebidae. The transcript is spliced from 2 exons.
AUGGGCGACGCUGAAUCGGCACACGUGUGCUUGUGCGUCACGCUGUACAACUUCCAGGGGCAGAACGACAAGGAGCUGUCGUUCACGAAGGGCGAAUACGUGAAUGUGUGCAAGAAGUUCUUCAACUGGUGGGGCGGCGUAAGCUCCAAGGAGGGCCGCAGCGGCUACUUCCCCAGCAACUACGUGCAAGACAUCCGUGACAAGCAAGAGGCGAAGAAGCUGUUGGCUCUCUACCCCGUAUUGUUGAAGCCCUGGGAAGCGCCGAGCGAGGAGGGCGACCACAUGGUGUCUGCCACUGCCGGACUGGUCUUCACCCGAGGGAAGGACGCCCCUACCGACGGUACUCCUCUAUUCACUGUGUUGAAGAAGCAAAGAUGA